Chlorocebus sabaeus (green monkey) is the source of this 3121-nucleotide messenger RNA. RefSeq names its product F-box and leucine rich repeat protein 20 (gene FBXL20). Gene Ontology annotation, molecular function: protein binding. Gene Ontology annotation, biological process: SCF-dependent proteasomal ubiquitin-dependent protein catabolic process. The record is from RefSeq and is a predicted model, not a curated record. Gene Ontology annotation, cellular component: SCF ubiquitin ligase complex; cytoplasm. NCBI's taxonomy places the organism in Eukaryota, Metazoa, Chordata, Mammalia, Primates, Cercopithecidae.
AAACCACUAAUUAAAAGGGGUGUGAGGAAGACCAACUGGUAACUGCUUUGGAAGCAUACAAUUAGCAGUGCUGCUGCUCCUGCCAGGACUGCUGGAAUUUAUUACACAGUUUCUAAUAGUUCACGCUUAGGACAUGAUUUUGUAGUUUGUUGUUCAUAGAAGCAGCAACACAACUACAAAAUCCUGGGUUAUUCCUUCGUGGAAAUUUGGUCAUAAAUUCUGAGACCUUGAAGGUCAGACUUGUUAAAACAAUAUAAUAUGAUGACACAGAUCAGCUUCUAUACAAGGAGCCCAGGAGUAUGAUGAAGUGUUUCUUUCCAUCGGGAAAAUGCCCCCGCCUACUCGUUCACACACGCUUGUUUCUCCCGCCAAAAUGACGUCAGGCCGAGGCUCUCACCAAACAGCGCCCUAACUGGCGGACAGGCAGGCUCUGCAGCCCAUUGGGCGUCGGCGGCGGCCGAGUAGGGAAAACCAAAGGCCCUUGGGUCUUGCCCGCCCCACCCCCACAGACGCGCGCCCCUCCCCCGGCCAAAGGGAGGGUUGCCCGGCUCCGGCCCUGCACCCCCGACCCCCGGCCCCAGGUGCAGCUCCGCAGCCAUCCCCGGACCAGGGCGGGCACUCGGCCUGCCGCUCAGCGCAACCAGCCCUCGCCCUCCCGAGCCAUGCACAGGGAGACAAGGGUCCGGCAGUGGCCCCCCAGGCCUCCCUGCAGCACCCCGUAAUGUAAUACACUCGGGUGGGGGAGGCGGCGGCGGCGAAGGCAAUCGCGGAGGCGGCGGCGGCAGCCGCACUGCCCCAAUCUAGACACAUCCAGAAAGAGGAGGAAAAUGGCUCCGAGCAGGGACCGCCUGCUGCACUUUGGGUUCAAGGCAACAAUGUUCUCAAAUAGUGAUGAAGCUGUAAUCAAUAAAAAACUUCCCAAAGAACUCCUGUUACGGAUAUUUUCUUUUCUAGAUGUUGUUACCCUGUGCCGCUGUGCUCAGGUCUCCAGGGCCUGGAAUGUUCUGGCUCUGGAUGGCAGUAACUGGCAGCGAAUUGACCUAUUUGAUUUCCAGAGGGAUAUUGAGGGCCGAGUAGUGGAGAAUAUUUCAAAACGAUGUGGGGGCUUUUUACGAAAGUUAAGUCUUCGUGGAUGUCUUGGAGUGGGAGACAAUGCAUUAAGAACCUUUGCACAAAACUGCAGGAACAUUGAAGUACUGAAUCUAAAUGGGUGUACAAAGACAACAGACGCUACAUGUACUAGCCUUAGCAAGUUCUGUUCCAAACUCAGGCACCUUGACUUGGCUUCCUGUACAUCAAUAACAAACAUGUCUCUAAAAGCUCUGAGUGAGGGAUGUCCACUGUUGGAGCAGUUGAACAUUUCCUGGUGUGACCAAGUAACCAAGGAUGGCAUUCAAGCACUAGUGAGGGGCUGUGGGGGUCUCAAGGCCUUAUUCUUAAAAGGCUGCACACAGCUAGAAGAUGAAGCUCUCAAGUACAUAGGUGCACAUUGCCCUGAACUGGUGACUUUGAACUUGCAGACUUGCUUGCAAAUCACAGAUGAAGGUCUCAUUACUAUAUGCAGAGGGUGCCAUAAGUUACAGUCCCUUUGUGCCUCUGGCUGCUCCAACAUCACAGAUGCCAUCCUGAAUGCUCUAGGUCAGAACUGCCCACGGCUUAGAAUAUUGGAAGUGGCAAGAUGUUCUCAAUUAACAGAUGUGGGCUUUACCACUCUAGCCAGGAAUUGCCAUGAACUUGAAAAGAUGGACCUGGAAGAGUGUGUUCAGAUAACAGAUAGCACAUUAAUCCAACUUUCUAUACACUGUCCUCGACUUCAAGUAUUGAGUCUAUCGCACUGUGAGCUGAUCACAGAUGAUGGAAUUCGUCACCUGGGGAAUGGGGCCUGUGCCCAUGACCAGCUGGAGGUGAUUGAGCUGGACAACUGCCCACUAAUCACAGAUGCAUCCCUGGAGCACUUGAAGAGCUGUCACAGCCUUGAGCGGAUAGAACUCUAUGACUGCCAGCAAAUCACACGGGCUGGAAUCAAGAGACUCAGGACCCAUUUACCCAAUAUUAAAGUCCACGCCUACUUCGCACCUGUCACUCCACCCCCAUCAGUAGGGGGCAGCAGACAGCGCUUCUGCAGAUGCUGCAUCAUCCUAUGACAAUGGAGGUGGUCAACCUUGGCGAACUGAGUAUUUAAUGACACUUCUAGAGCUACCGUGGAGUCUCUCCAGUGGAAGCGACCCCAGUGUUCUGGGCAAGGGUUACAAAGUGAGGGAGGGCAGUGUCCAGAUCCCCAGAGCCACACAUACAUACACAUACACAACCUUACCCCCAUCCACUCUAGCUUUGUGACCAUGGGACUAAAGUUUGUGAUGGCUUUAUCAAGUAGAUUGGUAAAAUUUAACCAUUCCUUUUGAGGUGCCCAGAAGAAAAUCAUAGGCCAAGAUAGAGGGAGGGGCAUUUCAGCAAACCCAGCAUUAAUGCUACUGUGGUUUUUAAAUUUAUGUCUAGGGGUUUCUUUGGGGAUUUUGGAACAGCAUCUGCUGUCCUCCGGGGUCAAGAAAAGCAUGGAAAGACAAUAUAUGAUGUACCCAGGGACCAGAAAGAAAAUUUCUUCACAUCUUAGAAAUGGUAGACAUUCAUUGUGACUACAGAGCUUCUAUGCUUCCUUGUUUCCAUACCAACAUGCUGAGCAUGCUCACAAAGAAGGCUCAUCCAUUCCUCCUGUGUUUUAGUAUUUGGCCCAGAGGUUUCCUAAAUGGUUGCAUUGAAAUCACUGUGGUCCAAAUGUAAUUCUUACACACUCAAAUUGUCACUGUCUGUAGCACACUUGUGCACCUGUCUUCCGUUCUCUGUUGCUCCCCCCCCCACACACUCUUGCUCAGUCUGUCACCUGUUCAGUCUGCUUACUCACUCAAUUGUUACCCUUUUGCUGUUGUCGUGUUUACAGUUUGCAUUUUGAAUGAUUAGUUGGGAUUACCAAACAUUUUUUUAAAAUAUAUUAUCAAUAAAUAUUUUUUUAAUUCUAAAUUUUACCAUUAGGGGACCCUGCCUGAAUCUUUGCCAAUCUGAAAGGAAACUAUAAUGAAAGCAAGAAAAGUUAUGAGAAGAAAUUGACUAUUUUGAUGAAAACAGA